AUUUUCCCUAUAAAGUAAAUGUGCCUUUCCCACGACUGUUCACUGCAGCAGCGACUUCCCUUCAAAACACUGAGAAGAAAACAUCAGAGCACCUGUCAGACGUCUUUCAUCACCAAAGCAGCCAGAACACCCUGCAGGCAACAGACGCAAAGAUGGCCCGCCUGUGCUGGAUGGUCGUGGCUCUGGGCGUCUUCCUGUCUGACAGUGUCGCCGCUCAGGAACAGGAAGAAGGCAUCAAGAAUCAGAAUGACCUCGGUAACACCGUCAGUCCGGCUGUGAAGAUCCCACAGGUCCAAGACACAGAGGAUCUCCAGCAAGUCUCUACGGGUGACCACGAGGGUCAAGUGUCCCAGGGAGGGGGGACAGGCGGGGAAGAGGGUACAGCCCUUUCAACCGGCACAGGCAAAGAAAUGGGUGAAGACAUAGGCAAAGGUGGGAAAGGGGGCAAGGUUAAGUGUAAGGGAGGCGGCAAAUGUAAAAAAGGGGGCAAAGGUAAGCGUAAGAGAGGCGGCAAACGUAGAAAAGGGGGCAAAGGUAAGCGUAAGAGAGGCGGCAAACGUAGAAAAGGGGGCAAGGGUAAGCGUAAGAGAGGCGGCAAACGUAGAAAAGGUGGUAAAAGACGAGGAAUACGUAGUGCAGAAGAGCAACGGUACGAGUGAGAAAAUCGGACAAAGGUACACAUGGACCAUGGGGCUGUUUGGACUGAUAAUGGACUGACACGAGAAAGGAGAAUCGGAGCAGCAACCCAAUGAAUCUCACUGAGAGAGUGCCCUAUGCUUAUUACAAAUGUGCUUGUUUAUUUGUCUUCCUCUAGAUUUAAAGGUGCACUAUGAGUUCCUGCAUGGUGACUUCUGUUGACGUUCCAGGUAAAUUCAAAAC
Molecule: messenger RNA, 879 nt
Organism: Etheostoma cragini (Arkansas darter)
Lineage: Eukaryota; Metazoa; Chordata; Actinopteri; Perciformes; Percidae
Product: rRNA/tRNA 2'-O-methyltransferase fibrillarin-like protein 1
Exons: 4
Coding region: 153-659 (168 amino acids)
Source: RefSeq, a predicted model, not a curated record